AUGACUGCUUCACGACCUGCUAGCCUAGCGCUUAUGCCUCCCGCUUCUGCGACGACGAAUCCGACUUCACCUCCCUCAUUACGAGAAAUCCUUACGAACACCGCACAACCACCUUACACACUGAGCGCCUUUACCGCCUUCAUGUCACAAAACCACUGUCUUGAAACCCUCGAAUUCACCAUGGACACAGAGCGCUACAGGGCUGCCUACAAUGAGAUGAUGGAGGCUGGUAACGACUCGAAGGAGGCUGUUGAAUACGUGACCAAUCUCUGGAGGAAACUCAUGAAUGCUUAUAUUCGGCCAUGCGCUCCUCGUGAGGUCAAUCUUCCAGCACAUAUCCGGGACCGCCUUCUGUCGAUUUCUGUUACCAGCACCGCCCCGAACCCAUCCGAGCUCGAUGCUGCUGCGAGGAUAACAUAUGAACUCAUGAACGACUCAGUUCUUGCUCCGUUCAUUGCGUCGGUUAAUGCUGCCGCCGAAGCUGCGGCGGCUACUGAAGUGCAAGAACGGCCAGCACGUUCGUGGUUCAGGUUAGCCAAAGAGCCAUCGAGCUCUACCGAGUCAGGGCGGUCACCGAGGACAAGCUUUCUGCCUAUGCUCAACAUCCCUCGGCCAAGCGAUCUUCCGAAGAGCUCUGCAUCGUCAACAAGCGACCUCGCAGAGCGUGGUGGGCUAUCAGAUGAUAGUGGCAACCCCCCAUCAUUAAGGGAUGAGCCAAUCACCCCUCCUGUGACCCCACCGACCACAGACUGGGCAUUCAACGUCUCCCCUGGCGGGCUUCAUAAAGCCAGCUUGAGUUGGAAGAAGAUGGGCGCGAAGCUCGGCCUGAACAGGAUGGGUCGUAGCAAACAUGCACAAAGGGCGAGCGUCACCUCGGCUGCUCUUGGACUCGAGGUCAUGCCGAAUUCUGAAACCACCGUUGUUGCCUCCCUAGAACAAUCAUCUUCAUCAGACGCUGUUUCGAAGACGAAUACCACGACCAAUGAGAACGCAUGCCCCGAGGUUUACACGGUACAUGCGUUGCCCAACAAGUGGGAGGAGCCACACCCUGGUCAGCGGUACCUCUACACGCUCGCAGAGGACGCGCUCCCGGUGCCCGAUGCCUGCAAUCACUGUUGCAACGGUGGCGGUAAGGUCGGCAUGGCCGCAAAGUCGUAUGCGCUAUACUCCAGCCGCGGGUCGGCGGCUCGAGCACGGCGCUUUGCCCGGCCCAGAUUUCGUUACCCAGCAUCUCGCCUCAAGGGGUUUAGAGGUGAGCCCGGCAGCACACACUCGGACUCGUCCUCGGCUCGAUUCUCAGUCCACACAGUGGACAGCAAUAUCACGAAUAACACCACGAGCACGACCCCGACGCUAACUGCCUGUCUGGCCAACUCCCCUGGGUUCCCUCUCAGCCCUCUUCCCAAUUACGGCACCUUCCCCUCUAUUAACGACCCCAACCCCUCCAAGCGCCAACGCCUUCCCGUCCGCCUAACCCUCCACGACGUCUCGGGUUACCUCAAGGUUGGCGGCCCUCCGACCCCGUCGACCAUCACCGCGAUCCAUCACGAGAACUGCUCGACUGUCACCGUCAACGCUGACCGCAGCUCGUUCGUGUCACUCAACAUGGUUGACGCGGACGCAGCAUCGCCGCAGCAGCCGUCGCCUGAGGCCUCGGCCCUGAUGCCGCAGGCCGAUCCGUACGGAUGGGAUGCCGAGCUGCAAAAGCGGCUGGCGAAGCAUCAUUACGAUCACAGACACCCAGGUCCAGUUGGCGGUGACUGCUGUUCGAGUGCUGUUGUUGGCGGGCAGAACUGCUCUAGGACGACAUCCGGGAGUUCGGGGACCUCAGGCGGGAAGAAGAGCCUGUUACAGAAGGUGCUCAGCUUGGCCUCGGGGAGGGACUUUAGAGGGGUGUUACCAUGA
Molecule: messenger RNA, 1905 nt
Organism: Thermochaetoides thermophila DSM 1495
Lineage: Eukaryota; Fungi; Ascomycota; Sordariomycetes; Sordariales; Chaetomiaceae
Product: putative G protein
Exons: 2
Coding region: 1-1905 (634 amino acids)
Source: RefSeq, a predicted model, not a curated record